AUGGAUUCAAGUUCAAUGAUGAUGGACAUGGCUACUUCGACGGGUAGUUCCAUGCCCGUGUCAACUUCCAGCUCCAGCUCCAGCACUAUGGCUAUGGAUAUGGAACAAAUGAACAUGGCCUUCUUCACUUCCACCAAGACACUCCUCUGGACAAAGUCCUUCGCCCCCGAAACAACAGGGCAGUACGCAGGUGUUUGCAUUUUCCUCAUUGCCUUUGCUACUAUUCUGCGCAUGUUGCUUACGUUACGCGUCAACUUUUAUAACGUCAGGGAUGGUCUCAGACGCAGGCGAACCAAAGGUUUGCUAGUGGAGUCCCGAGUUAGUGAGAGUGGCGAUCGGCCGUGGAGAUCGAAUGAGGCUAUGAUGUUGGGGGCGAUAGAUGUUCUGAUCGCGGGCGUGAGCUAUUUACUGUAA
Fusarium subglutinans is the source of this 414-nucleotide messenger RNA. RefSeq lists its product as uncharacterized. Gene Ontology annotation, biological process: copper ion transmembrane transport. The transcript has a single exon. The record is from RefSeq and is a predicted model, not a curated record. Gene Ontology annotation, molecular function: copper ion transmembrane transporter activity. The coding region runs from base 1 to 414 and encodes 137 amino acids. Lineage: Eukaryota; Fungi; Ascomycota; Sordariomycetes; Hypocreales; Nectriaceae. Gene Ontology annotation, cellular component: membrane.